CAGUAUUAUUUUUAACAAAUAAAAUGGAAGGUAUAAAUAUUAUAGGAUGGAAACGGUAUACACUGGUACAACCACCUUUAAUGAUGCUAAUAUUUGCUCAGUCAAUGUCAAGUAAUAUUUUAACAGAUUUGUUAGUAUAUCGUACAUGUAGUAUAACAUUAGAUAUCAAUAAAACAGAAUGUUUGCUAUUACAUGAAAAUAGCAGUUGUGCAGAAGCAUUGAAACUAGAUACUCAAGUUCAACCAAAAGCAAGUUUAAUUUUAAUGACUAAAUCAUUUAUCGAGAGUAUUAUACCUGCUUUAUUGUCUUUAUUUUUGGGACCAUGGAGUGAUCUAUAUGGAAGAAAACCUAUUAUGUUAUCAGGAUAUGUUGGUAUAUCAGUGGCGUAUCUUAUCCUCUCUGUUAUGACUAUUUAUGAAAUCAGUCCAUGGUUUUUAUUAGCUGCAUAUAUUCCAUAUGCAUGUCUCGGAGGAUUUUGCAUAAUUUUAUUAGGUACUAUUUGUUAUAUUUCUGACAUAUCAGAUGAACAAGAAAGAGGGUGGCAAUUAGCUUGGAUGGAAGCUUUAAUAUCUGUUGGCAUUUUAUGUGGUAUAUUAAUCGGUCCUGUUAUUUUUCGAACAUAUGGAUAUGUAGCUGUAUUUGGUAGUGCUACUGUAUGCUGUAUUCUAGCAGGAUUACAUAUUUACUUUUUAGUUCCUGAGACUAUGUAUAACAAUAAUUCAAUAACUUUCAGAAGUAUGUUUGAUAUAUGUUUAGUUAAGAAACUUGUUAAUACAUGUAUUCAGAAAAGAGAUGGAUUUAACAGAUACAUAGUUUGGUGCUGUAUAAGUUCCAUUAUAUUAAUGGCUAUAGUUUUGCAAGGAGAAAUGACUAUUGAAUAUUUAUUUGCAAGUGCUAGACUUGGUUGGAAUGUAAAUGAAUAUUCUAUUUUUCUGGCUACUACCAUAAUGCUAAAAAUUUUAGGACUUUUGUUUGGUGUAAAAAUAUUAGUAACAUAUGGAGGAUUUUCUGAAGAAGUAGCAGCUAUAUUAUCAUUGUUUUCUUGCUUAAGCAGAUCUAUAGUGGAAGGUCUUACGUUAAAAUCGUGGCACAUGUAUUUGUCUGCAAUUGUAGCAAUGUUAAGUGGCGUUGCUAGUCCUAUGAUUCGUGCUAUAUUAUCUAAAUCAGUGCCUUCAGAAGAUACUGGUAAAGUGUUCUCUAUGACAGUUUCUAUUGAAACGUUGACUCCAUUUUUGGCAUCUUCUUUAUACAAUAUAAUUUAUUCAUACUUUAUGCCUCCUUUGUACCCAGCACCUGUGUGGUUUAUAUCUGUAGUGAUAUAUAUCAUUGUGAUACUCUUACUGAUAAACAUAAAAAUGCAAAAUGCAAGAUCUAACUCUGUAAGAUAUGUACCUGUCUCAGAAGUUAGUGAAAUGUCGUCAUAAUUUUAUACAAAUAUUGCAACUCUAUAAAAAAUUGUAUCUACAAAACAUAUUAUGAAUAUAAGUAUAU
Messenger RNA from Megachile rotundata (alfalfa leafcutting bee), 1491 nucleotides. Its product is annotated as putative peptidoglycan muropeptide transporter SLC46. Gene Ontology annotation, cellular component: membrane. Gene Ontology annotation, biological process: transmembrane transport. The record is from RefSeq and is a predicted model, not a curated record. Gene Ontology annotation, molecular function: transmembrane transporter activity. NCBI's taxonomy places the organism in Eukaryota, Metazoa, Arthropoda, Insecta, Hymenoptera, Megachilidae.